CGCACAGUAUGUAUUCCAGAACGCGAACGGGAUUCUUGCCAGGCAAUCAGGGAUCAGGCAUCUCUCCCAUCCAUGGACAUGGGGGAGGCAUGGCAGGUCAGGUCAGAACCUAGUUAUGAAGUACAUACGUCGUCUUGCUUUAGAGGGGCUGCGGCUUUCUUCUUAUCUGUGAGUGAGGUGAGUGUGGUGUGCGUAUGUGUGUGUGUUAUGGUGGGUGUACAUACAUAUAUAUAUACAAGAGAAACACAUCUCCCCUCACGUCCUUGACGUCCAAACUUUUCUUCGAGCCGUCGGAUGUCUUCUAGGAGGCAGAAUGAUAAGACUUCCAUUGAAGUCAAGUAACACCCUCUAUCUACAUCGAUAUCCACCAUAUCAACCCACGCGCUCGCCCACCAUGUCUAAUAAAGCAACUCAGGGUUCCUGUAAAAGGUAUUUCAUCCUCGUUCCUCAUUCCUCAUUCCCCUCCCCUCACACACCCAUAAAAAAACCCAUCAAUCCUAAAUCCUAACCACUAACCCCCCACCCACCAGUUUACCUCCCCUCACCAAAACCAAAACCAAAAACUCACCUACUCCCCGUGACGAGCCAACAUACCUCCCACUCACAACCUACACCCACCAUUCCGAAUCCCACGAACUGGCCGCUUUGGGUGAUGUCCAUGAGAAAACGUCAGAGAGCAUUCGUCGACAUAGAGAUGUGAUGAGGAGGAAGAUUAGGGAGGUGGAGAGGGUUUUGGGGUAG
Hymenoscyphus albidus is the source of this 741-nucleotide messenger RNA. NCBI's taxonomy places the organism in Eukaryota, Fungi, Ascomycota, Leotiomycetes, Helotiales, Helotiaceae. The record is from the annotation of a GenBank genome assembly.